GCCGGGCUAGAGAAGCCGGAAGUGGCCUCCCGGAAGUGGCUCAUGUUCCGUAUCUGCCUCCGUCCGUCGCUCGCAGGUCUGUGCAGCCCAGCCAGGACAGGCGGCCCGCGCCCGCAAGCCCAGACUGACCCCCUAUGCCUGACCACGUAGAUGUCAGCCUGCCCCCAGAGGACCGGGUCAGGGGUCUUAUCCAAAUGGGCAGUAGUGUGGAGGUGAAUGAAGAUGUCCCACCUCGGAGGUACUAUCGUUCUGGAGUUGAGAUCAUCCGGAUGGCAACUAUCUAUUCUGAAGAAGGCAACAUUGAACGUGCCUUUAUAUUGUACAACAAGUACAUCACGCUCUUCAUAGAGAAACUUCCGAAGCAUCGUGAUUACAAAACUGCUAUCAUUCCUGAGAAGAGAGACACAGUAAAAAAACUAAAAGAAGUUGCAUUUCCUAGAGCUGAAGAGCUGAAAAAGGAGCUUUUAGAAAGAUACAACAAAGAAUAUGCAGAGUACAAAGUACAAAAAAAGAAGCAGGAGGAAGAGUUUGCCCGCAGCCUGGCUCUGCAGCAGCAGCUGGAAGAGGAGAGGCAGAGGGUGGCCAGGAUGAAGCAGCAGCAAGCCGAGCAGGAGCAGUUCAAUGCAUUCGAGGAAAUGAUCCGGCGCCAGGAGCUGGAGAAGGAGCGCCUGAAAAUUGAGCAGCAGUUUGGGAAGCCAACGCCCAACACCUCGGAUGGCCCCUUGGUACCUGGCGUGCUCAAGCCCUUGAGCCCCAGUGGAGGAGGAGUGCUGCCAAAACCCCCCACUGUGGACAGGUCUCUGAAACCUGGAGCUUUGGGGACCCCAGAAAACAAUACUACUAUAGAAGGACUUCGCCAUGUGACUGUCCCCAGAGAACUCUGUCAUAAAUUCCUCCAGUUGGCGGAUGCAAACACUGCAAAGGGUGUAGAGACAUGUGGAAUCCUUUGUGGGAAACUGAUGAAGAACGAAUUCACAGUAACCCAUGUCAUCAUCCCCAAGCAGCACGGGGGCCCAGACUAUUGCAACACUGAGAAUGAGGAGGAACUCUUCCUGAUCCAGGAUCAGUACAGCCUUAUCACUCUGGGAUGGAUCCAUACACACCCUACCCAAACAGCUUUCCUUUCCAGUGUAGAUCUACAUACGCACUGCUCCUAUCAGAUGAUGCUGCCGGAGUCUAUAGCAAUUGUUUGUUCGCCAAAAUACCAGGAGACUGGAUUCUUUAAAUUGACAGACCAUGGCAUGGAAGAGAUCUCUUCCUGUAGGCAAAAAGGGUUCCAUCCACAUAGCAAAGACCCCCCACUCUUUACAACCUGCAGUCACGUGACUAUCCUGGAGCAGGAAGUGAUGGUACUGGACCUUCGAUAAAGCAAAUGCCUUCAUGCCUUUCGCAGCCAUUAACUGUCUUCUACAUUAAUUUAUGAUGACUAAUAAUACCCCCUCUAUGCAGCAAUUCCCAAGGCUCUCCCUGUAACACCACAAGAGUUUCACAUUCUUUCUAUCUCAUGCAGUUGUUAAAUUAGGGAGGAGAGAGGAACUCUUAGGAGAUAUCACUAAACUUAAUUCAAGUGGUAUUUGGCUGCUCACUGAUCCUCUUCAGGCUUUACUCUGCUGAACCUUAAUCCAAAAAUCAAGCAAAUUAAUAACCUAUAAAAAUCUGUUUGUGA
Molecule: messenger RNA, 1666 nt
Organism: Podarcis raffonei (Aeolian wall lizard)
Lineage: Eukaryota; Metazoa; Chordata; Lepidosauria; Squamata; Lacertidae
Gene: STAMBP
Product: STAM binding protein
Exons: 10
Coding region: 135-1367 (410 amino acids)
Biological process (GO): protein K63-linked deubiquitination
Cellular component (GO): endosome; cleavage furrow
Molecular function (GO): protein binding; metal-dependent deubiquitinase activity; K63-linked deubiquitinase activity
Source: RefSeq, a predicted model, not a curated record